This is a messenger RNA of Tarenaya hassleriana, 1378 nucleotides long. Its product is annotated as thaumatin-like protein 1b. NCBI's taxonomy places the organism in Eukaryota, Viridiplantae, Streptophyta, Magnoliopsida, Brassicales, Cleomaceae. Gene Ontology annotation, biological process: defense response. The record is from RefSeq and is a predicted model, not a curated record. Gene Ontology annotation, cellular component: extracellular region. The coding region runs from base 71 to 1024 and encodes 317 amino acids. The transcript is spliced from 3 exons.
CCGCCUAAAAUGAGUAAAGAAGAACACGGAACCUCACUUCUCCUCUCUGAAAUCUCAAUCCUCAGUCACAAUGUCUGCAUCCACAUUACCACUUAUCUCCCUCGCCAUUGUCUUCCAUUUCCUCGUCGUAGGGGUUGAUUCGGCGACGUUCACUAUGAUAAACAAAUGUGAUUACACAGUUUGGCCGGGAAUUCUCUCCAACGCCGGAGUCCCUCCACUUCCGACCACCGGAUUUUCUCUCCAGCCCGGCGAGUCACGCUCCCUCGACGCCCCGCCGUCUUGGGGUGGCCGAUUCUGGGGCCGUACACACUGCUCUGAGGACUCCGCUGGGAAAUUCGUAUGCACCACCGGAGACUGCGGCUCCGGUAAGCUCGAAUGCUCUGGAGCCGGCGCAGCACCUCCGGCGACCCUGGCCGAGUUCACUCUAGAUGGCGCUGGGGGAAUGGACUUCUUCGACGUCAGCCUCGUCGACGGCUACAAUCUCCCGAUGCUCGUCGUCCCACAAGGUGGCUCCGGCGACAACUGUACCUCCACCGGCUGCGUCGUCGAUCUCAACGGAGCGUGCCCGUCGCAGCUCCGCGUCACGACGGCGAUUGACGGCGGAGAGAGCGCCGUCGCUUGCCGGAGCGCGUGCGAGGCGUUCAAGGAGGAGCAGUUCUGCUGCAGCGGCGCGUACGGGACACCAGACACGUGUAAACCAUCGGUGUACUCGCAAAUAUUCAAAAGCGCGUGCCCACGCGCUUACAGCUAUGCCUACGACGACAAAUCCAGCACCUUCACAUGCUCUAAUUCCCCCGGUUACUCCAUCACUUUUUGCCCUUCCCCAAACACAAGUCAGAAAUCAUCUCAGGAGCGGCACAGUACCGAAACGACGACGUCUGGAACGAACUCGUCGCCGCAAGACACUACCAUGGUUUACGAAGGUGCUUUCGAUCGAAGCGGGUCGACGCCGACCACGUGCGCGCACGUGCUGAUGUCGGUUAGCGCGUGGAUUGCACUCGCAGCUUGGAGGUUAAGAGGAUAGUAGAUCCCCGGAAACCAAACGGGUUAACCGGUGAUAAAGUAGGCCCCAUCUGCUUUUAUCACAAAGGAAACGUCAACUGACAUCGGCCCAAAAGUUGCGAGGACAACACAACAGCCACCGCACGUGGGAUCCACGUGGUUGACAUUGGAUGAUGUGGCACGCGGACCGGCCGACGCGGCAUGUGGAGGUGAUUGUAUUUCGAUGGUGGGAUGGGGCUUGGAACAAAAUUUCAUUAAUUUCUAACAUUUUUAAAUUUUUUAGAUAUAUUGGGUUAAAGGAAAUUAUAAUACUAAGGCCAUUGUUAUUGUUGUUGUAUACAUUCUUUAGUGAUAUACAAUAAGAUCCGUUUUCGUC